GUGCCGUCGUGACGUCACACCCAAACAAGGAGCAGUCUGCUGGUGAUUACAGCCGGAUGGUUCAACAUAAGUGGACGUUUCUCUUCACAGCCGUCUUCUCCCGUCAUGUCUCAGGACCCGUGGUUGCAGAAUUAUGAUGCCACCUGUCGCUUGGCACAGGAAACGGCAGAAAACAUUCAUGAGCGGAACAGGCAGCAGAGAACAGGGGGGAACCCCGCAAAGAUCAACAUGACACUGCGGGCAUCACUGCAGAAGCUCAAGCAGAAUAUUUCCCAGCUUAAAGAGGGUUUGUUGCGAGCAUCAUCAAGUCGGCGCUUAAUGCAGUCAGAAGCUGAUAGGAGGCAGAACCUUAUCGACGACCUGCUGACCAGAGAGAAGCAGCUCAAUGCCACCUUCAAGGGGGACUUCAUGGAGCCCGAAUCUUCCAGGUCGACGUUGAUGGGCGCAGGGGCGGGGCCGAGCGGAGGUGUUGCGGCCAACCCCUGGCUGGUCAACGAAUCAGAGGAGACCAGAGGGCUGAACUUUGGAGAGAUCAAACAGCAGCAACAACGGAUCAUCGAAGUCCAGGAUGCAGGCUUGGAUGCACUAGCAGCUGUCAUCAGCAGACAGAAGAUAAUGGGCCAGGAGAUUGGAAAUGAGCUGGAUGAACAGAAUGAAAUCAUUGACGACCUCUCGCAUCUUGUGGACAAGACGGACGACAGGAUUCGUAACGAGACACGAAGGGUGAAGCUUGUGGAGACGAAGUCAGCCUCCUGUGGGAUGCUGGUGGUGAUCGUGCUGCUCCUCAUAGCCAUCGUAGUGAUCGCCUCGUGGCCCGUGUAGCUUGACGAGGACCAUCGCUCAACGGCUCCAACGACGACAGUUUGAAACCUUUUUUGCAUCCACGGUGCACUCAUGUACAGUCACAUAAACACAUAAACACUGUCUCUAUCAGAUUUAUUUUCUUAUUCUUUGUCUUCAUAUGGAGACAAAGGCCCAACCAAGCCAAUGUGAAAUGAAGACUUAAAGACUUUCUUUUUUUCUUUUAUAGAAUAUAUUGCUUGUUCUGUUUAACGGUUGUAAAAGUGUCUGUCUCAUUAAAUUCUUAAUGUAUCAUAUAGCUAAAUUAUUUAGGUGUUUGUAAGCCUUUUUGAAAUGUAUUUUUAGCCUGGACCUUGUGUAAUGUUGACCCAGCAGCAGGACGUCCUGCAGGCAGCGGGGGCUUCUCUCAGUUCAAGGCUUUGCAACCUUCACACUCACUCAUAUCUGCCCAUGUUACUGUAGCAGCUGUAAUGUUAUCAUUUGUCUUGGGAUUUUAUAACGUUUAUAAAAUAGCUCUCAGCCAAAACAGUCUGCGUAGCUGACAUGGCUGUUUUCCUUCCUUGUAAAUCAACUCGUCUUGUAAUUUCUAAUAAAUGGCAUUUCCAG
Molecule: messenger RNA, 1407 nt
Organism: Anoplopoma fimbria (sablefish)
Lineage: Eukaryota; Metazoa; Chordata; Actinopteri; Perciformes; Anoplopomatidae
Gene: stx8
Product: syntaxin 8
Exons: 8
Coding region: 106-822 (238 amino acids)
Biological process (GO): vesicle fusion; intracellular protein transport
Cellular component (GO): SNARE complex; endomembrane system
Molecular function (GO): SNARE binding; SNAP receptor activity
Source: RefSeq, a predicted model, not a curated record